Talaromyces marneffei is the source of this 1158-nucleotide messenger RNA. RefSeq lists its product as uncharacterized. Gene Ontology annotation, biological process: D-glucosamine catabolic process; N-acetylneuraminate catabolic process; N-acetylglucosamine catabolic process. Bases 1 to 1158 code for a protein of 385 amino acids. The transcript is spliced from 5 exons. The record is from RefSeq and is a predicted model, not a curated record. Lineage: Eukaryota; Fungi; Ascomycota; Eurotiomycetes; Eurotiales; Trichocomaceae. Gene Ontology annotation, cellular component: cytoplasm. Gene Ontology annotation, molecular function: identical protein binding; glucosamine-6-phosphate deaminase activity.
AUGACUGGUUGGGCCGCUCUACUGACUGGCUUCGCCUUCAUCUGCACAAUGAGAGUUAUCAUCCGUGAAGACCCUCAGGGUGUCUCCGAGUACAUUGCCGAAUAUAUAGUCAGCCGAAUCAAUUCAUUCAGCCCUACACCUGAGAAGCCGUUUGUCCUCGGUCUUCCUACCGGUAGCAGUCCAGAGAUUAUCUAUCGUAUCCUCGUGCAAAGGUACAAGGCCGGCGAGAUCUCGUUUCGCAAUGUCGUUACCUUCAACAUGGACGAAUAUGUUGGCAUCCCGCGCGAUCACCCAGAAUCCUACCACAGCUUCAUGUACAAACACUUCUUCUCGCAUGUUGAUAUCCUUCCCGCCAACAUCAACAUCCUAAACGGCAAUGCGCCGGACCUUGCCGCAGAAGCGGCUUCCUACGAAGCCAAAAUCGCGCGCAUGGGAGGCAUUGAGCUUUUCCUCGGCGGUGUCGGACCAGACGGCCACAUCGCCUUCAACGAACCAGGCUCAUCGCUAACAAGCCGCACACGAGUGAAGACCCUAGCUUACGACACCAUCGUCGCAAACUCCCGCUUCUUCGACAAUGAUGUCAACAAAGUACCCAAAAAGGCCUUGACGGUUGGUAUCCAGACCAUCAUGGAUGCGCGCGAAGUCGUAAUUGUCUGCACGGGAUCACACAAAGCGCUUGCCCUACAUCAUGGUCUUGAAGGCGGCGUAAACCACAUGUGGACCUUGUCCGCGCUUCAAUUACAUCCUCACCCUCUUAUCGUCGCGGACCGGGACGCCACGAUGGAACUCAAGGUCAAGACAGUCAAGUAUUUCGAAUCGAUUGAAGAAUCAGGCACAGAUGCUCGUACCCAGGGUCCACCUUUGGUCUACAGGCCACGAACCUAUGUCCCAGCUCCAUUAUUCGCCACCGGAACCGCAGCAACAGCAAGCGGACUAGCAAACAUCACAUCUGCACCUCUAGACGUCGCAUCCCGCGGUCUGGUGCCCAAAGAUCUCAAAAUCAACACUGACAUGCGUCGCUCCGCAGAGGAAGAUGGCGAAUUGACGCCUGAUAGUAUGUCGUCACGGAUAUUGGAUUCGGGGAUUUCGGGUCUGGAUGCUGCGCUCAAGGGGGAGUUGUUGCCUGAUCCUAUGGCAUCGAGGAUGACUCCUGUCUAG